Lodderomyces jiufengensis is the source of this 750-nucleotide messenger RNA. RefSeq lists its product as uncharacterized. The coding region runs from base 1 to 750 and encodes 249 amino acids. The record is from RefSeq and is a predicted model, not a curated record. The transcript has a single exon. Gene Ontology annotation, cellular component: cytosol; nucleus. Lineage: Eukaryota; Fungi; Ascomycota; Pichiomycetes; Serinales; Debaryomycetaceae. Gene Ontology annotation, biological process: proteasome assembly.
AUGUCAAUCGAUUCACCGUAUAUCCCAAUCUCAGGAAAGAGUCAACCUAAAUUACAAAACUCAACAUUAAUACUCCCCACAAUUUCAAUUGGUAAUCUACCACAAUUAACAAUAGAUUUAUUAAUUCAUAAUUAUAAUUUUAUCAAAAUAGGUUAUUUAAAUGAUUUAUACUUGUACCCAUUUGCAUCACCUAUAGAUUAUGUCAAGAACCCAAUUGAAGGAAUAAGUCAUGCUAUUGAAGUUUAUUAUUGUGAAGAAUUGAAUAUAACAUUAAUACAACAAAGAUCACCUAUAAUUCCAUCAUAUUCAAGUUCAUUUUUAAAAGAAGUAAUAAUUCCAUUUAUAACAGAAUCAGAUUUUUUAAAAAUAAUAAUAUUAAAUUCUAAUGAUUCUGGAAUAGUUGAAAAUAUACAAAAUGGAGAUAUAAUAAUCUAUGAUAAUCAAGAUUUAUUAUCAAAUUUUAAAAAUUUAACUAUAUCUAAAUCAAUUGAAGAACAAGAUAAAAAUUCGAUUUUUAUAACUAAAUUACUUAAAUUACUAGAAGAUCUUGAGAAUGUUAAUGUGAAAGUAUUAGUUAGUUAUAUUUAUGAAGGUGAUAAUUUUCAAGAUGCUGAAAAAAUGAUUAAUAAAUUAAUUAAGAAUUUAGAUAUUGAAAUAAAUAAUAAAAAUUGGGUUAAACCUGUAAGUUGGCUUGGUGCUUAUGGAGAUAAAGAGGUUCCUAAUUCAAUGGAAGAAGGUAUAUUUGGUUAG